This is a messenger RNA of Sporisorium graminicola, 834 nucleotides long. RefSeq lists its product as uncharacterized. NCBI's taxonomy places the organism in Eukaryota, Fungi, Basidiomycota, Ustilaginomycetes, Ustilaginales, Ustilaginaceae. The transcript is spliced from 2 exons. The record is from RefSeq and is a predicted model, not a curated record. Bases 1 to 834 code for a protein of 277 amino acids.
AUGUCCAAAUCCAAUCCCGGCGAACUUCACUCCAAGCCCGCGCGUGCGCCUUCCCUCCUCGAGUUUGUCACCUGCAACCUCGCGCCCGUGCUCAUCACUGCCAAGCUCUACAUCAGCGGAUUUCCUCCUGCGCUCCUUGAUCAACUUCGCCACCCGAACCCUAUCAACUGGAUCAACCCUUUCCAUUGGAAACGACUCAUCUUUGCCAACGGCUUCGGUGCGGUGCUCAAGACGGCGGACGAGAUGUAUGUCGAUGUGAAGCGGCCGCUGUUGCAGUCGGCGUAUGGACGCGUGUUGGAGAUCGGUGCGGGUGCGGGGGACUCGGUGGGGCACUAUGACGAGGCCAAGAUCGAACGGCUGUUCUGUCUGGAACCGUACGAGCCGCUGCGUCGGCAGCUGGUGGCCAAGCUGCAGGCUGUCGGGCUGGCGGGGAAGAGCACGGUGAUUGCGGCCGGCUUGGAUGCGGACAGUCGACCGAAACUCGUGCAGGCGGGGAUUGAGCCGGGCUCGCUCGACACGGUGGUCCUGUUCCAAGUGCUCUGCUCAAUUCCCGACCCGAAAGCACACCUGAAGUACUUGCAGAGCCUGCUCAAACCGGGCGGCCAGAUCAUCCUCUUCGAACACGUCGCUAGCAAGCAUACGUUGGCCAGAUUGAUUCAGAACCUCUGGGCCCCGAUUUGGAGCUUCAACUUCGGUGGCUGCAAACUCAACCGCGAUUCGGGCGAUUGGCUCAGUGCAAUUGGCGGCUGGAAACACGUCGAGAUCCAGAGACCCCUUUACGAGACCUCUGCCGACUUGUUCCCCCACGCCAUCGGCCGCCUCAUCAAGGCUUGA